AUGUAUUAUUCCUUCCAGGCUAUGUGUCAACAGAAUAUCUCCAUGAUUUCUAAAGUCCAUCUGUUAGGAUUUCAUAGCCCACAAAGUCUAAAUUAUGGUCUCUUUACUAUUCUCCUUCACAUCUACUGUCUGACGUUAUGUGGAAACCUCCUCAUGGUAAUUCUGGUGACACACAUCAGAGAACUUCACCAGCCCAUGUACUUUUUCCUCACACAACUGUCUAUAGCUGACGUCUUACUGACCACAGACGUUGUCCCCAGUCUGCUCCACAUUUUACUUAAUAAAAUUGGGGUCAUUUCUUUUGCAGGCUGCAUUGCUCAGUUUUUUAUAUUUGCCUUCUCUGAAGGUUCAGAGUGUUUUCUUCUGACAGUCAUGUCUUAUGACAGAUAUUUGGCCAUCUGUAACCCGUUGCAUUAUACCACCAUCAUGACUCACAAGUUGUGCCUGCAACUGGUCAUUAUAAGCUGGUUAUUGAGUUUUAGUUUGUCAGUGGUUGAGACGGUAUCAACAUCCUCCUUACAAUAUUGUGGACCAAAUACCAUUGAUCAUUUCUUCUGUGACCUGCCUCUAGUACUAGAGCUAUCAUGUUCAGAUACCAGUGGUGUCAACCUGGAAUUUGUAUUAAUAUCUGCCCCUGUACUUUUCUGUGCUUUUAUAAUAAUUAUCAUGUCCUAUAGUUAUAUCAUCUUUGUUAUCCUGGAGAUUCCUUCGUCUACUGGUAGACAGAAAGCCUUCUCCACCUGUAGCUCUCACCUCACUGUGGUCUCCAUAUUCUAUGGAACAUUAUUUGGUGUUUAUAUACUUCCAACCAAAGGCCAAUCAUUGAAUAUAAAAAAGUUUCUAUCAUUGCUGUACACUGUUGGGACUCCACUGAUGAAUCCUGUGAUAUACAGCUUAAGAAACUCACACAUCAUUAAAGCAUUUAGAACAUUUAAACAUCGUUUUUUGCAUAAGAUACAAAUAUAA
Messenger RNA from Bufo bufo (common toad), 966 nucleotides. RefSeq names its product olfactory receptor 10A7-like. The transcript has a single exon. Lineage: Eukaryota; Metazoa; Chordata; Amphibia; Anura; Bufonidae. Gene Ontology annotation, molecular function: olfactory receptor activity; G protein-coupled receptor activity. Gene Ontology annotation, biological process: G protein-coupled receptor signaling pathway. Gene Ontology annotation, cellular component: membrane. The record is from RefSeq and is a predicted model, not a curated record. The coding region runs from base 1 to 966 and encodes 321 amino acids.